Molecule: messenger RNA, 1152 nt
Organism: Punica granatum (pomegranate)
Lineage: Eukaryota; Viridiplantae; Streptophyta; Magnoliopsida; Myrtales; Lythraceae
Source: RefSeq, a predicted model, not a curated record
GAAUUUCUAUGGUGUCCAUUGACAGAUAAAUUGUGUUGCUUGGGAAGGUCUUCUUCCUCCUAUUCCUCUUUCUUUUACUUCUUCCUCUUCUUCCGCCAACAGUCAGCCAGGUCUCAUCCUCCGCCUCCUUCCAAGUAGCGAGCAGACCGAAAUGGCCGAAGCGGAUGAUGGGAAGGAGAGAGUUAACGGCGGCGUCCGCGGCGUGCACGUUGACGCCGACGACGGGUCCUCCCACCACCACACUCUCCACGGCGUCCUCUACGCCCUGGUCGCCACCGUCCUCUUUCCCGACCGGACCAGCCCCGCCGCUGGAGAGCCCUUCCUCCGCCGCGCCAAGAUCUCCUUCUACUGCAACGUUCCUCUCAUCCCGCAGGCUUCUCGAAACUCCGCCCACCAUCUCCUCCACUGGACUCGCGGGGGCUCCCCUCUCCGCGCCCUUCUCGUCAUCUCCGUAGGGACGGUUACUCUCAUCGCCUUGACAGGAGUUGUGGUGUUUAUGCUCUUCUUUCUAGUGGCCACGGUCAAUGCGAUCGUCAUUUCUCUUCUGAUGUCAUUGGCUGCGGCAGGUGGCUUUCUGGCUCUUUUCUUUGCCUUCGUGACAGCUGUAUAUAUCGGGGCUUUAGUUGUUGCCAUAUCCUUCAUAUCCACCGCCACAUUCUUCACAAUUGUGGGCGUGCUUGUGGCUACAGGUUGGGCAGGUUUCUUCUUGACUGCGUGGCUUGCAAUGAAGAAGAGCGUGGACCUUGCUAAGCACUCUCUGAGUGCGACACAAUCAGCAAUGUCAUCCAUUAUGUUGGUUGGCGUUCCUUCCGACGCCAGGAAGUGGGUGGAUCUUCGGACUGGAGCCAGUAAAUGAUCGACCGCAAAGAUUAUAUGUGGUAUAUGGCUGUAGUACUAUCUCGAUAUGCUUGCUAUGGCUCUAAUAUUCUCUUUCCCAGUUCUGCUUGUGACUGUUGUACCGUGUACGAAGUACAUAUACGGGUUGAGAGCUUUGCCAGUGUUAAAUAUAUAGAUCUUUGAUACGUCUUUGUCUUUGUAAUAUGGUCUAAUUGGGCGCUUAUAUGCGGAUGCAGAGACUCGUUUCCAUGUAUGUUAUGAAUGCAUCAUAUCGAGUUUGCAAAGUAAUGGCUUAUGUCGAUAUAGUUUCUGUUA